AUGGACCUCAACUCGCCAUCAGCAUGGAGCAUCCUGCUCACACAAUGGCUUCUCGUCCAGCUCCUUACAGGAUUAACAAUCGCCUUCUCGCAGCCAUACUCCAAAGUUAGACCGGCUGUCACUGUACUUGUCAUCGCACUCGCCUACUCCUUUCAGACUCAAGUCCACCAGACCCUCGCCGAGACUCGCGCGCGAGGACCCCUAGCCGCCAUGUGCUGGGUCAACGUGCUCAACGCGAUCGACCUGUUAAUGUCGAGCCGGGUCUCGUUCGACGAGCAGAUCGCGUGGAUGACGAAAUGCGGUCAAAGCAAGACUGCAGACAGUAGCUACUGGAGAAGACUCGUCUGGUCCAUCGAAAUGGCCUUCAACUACCGUCGCAUCAACACCCCGUGGCAGAUCCGCGCUGUCCCCGCGUUCGACAGGCACGACCCGGGCUUUGUCCCGGACAAGGUGAAGUUCCUGCGUCAGUGUGCGCUCAGAGUAUGCGGGUCGCUGUUUGUGGUGCAUUUCUGCACCCUCGAUCUGAGGGAUGCUCACCUGGCGGGAAUUCUGUCUGAGAUCUCCGACUCCAAGAAGGUGUUACUCCCUACGUGGGGGGAAUGGACUGCGCGCCGCGCGAUCCUCCAGAUGCUAUUCACCAUUUCUUUUGGGCUCCUCACGCGAGCGGCUAUACUGGGAACGUAUAGCCUCCUCGCGAUGUUCUUCGUCGCGGUGGGCGCGUACGAGCCCGUCGACUGGCCGCCGGUUUUCGGCAACGUGAGCGAUAUGUACUCGUUGACGCGGGUUUGGGGAAUCGCCUGGCAUCAGAUCCUACGUAAACUGGUCACAUCCAAUGCGGAUAUCUUAUUGUACGACUUCCUGAGACUCCCGCACGGGAUUGUUGCCAGGAGCCUCCGGCUGAUCAUGGCGUUUGCCACGUCGGGGUUAGUCCAUUUUUUCACAGAUCAGGGCUUCGGGCUAUCUCUUAACCAGAGCGGAGCGUUGUGGUUCUUCUGUCUGCAGGUCCCGGGCAUCGCGUUGGAGAAUCUGGUGUGGUGGACUUGCCGUGGGAUGAUCAAUAGGAUGGGUUUCCGUUGGAGAAGGGCUAUCGGAUAUGUCUGGGUCAGCCUUUUCUUUCUGUGGGUGACUCCCGUCUGGAUGAACCCCAUUAUCCUGCGAUUGUACCAAGACGGUCAGAAGAUACACGAGGUUCCGCGAUCGACAGAACAAGACGGCAUCAUAUACUGCUAG
Molecule: messenger RNA, 1230 nt
Organism: Aspergillus fumigatus Af293
Lineage: Eukaryota; Fungi; Ascomycota; Eurotiomycetes; Eurotiales; Aspergillaceae
Product: putative toxin biosynthesis protein (Tri7)
Biological process (GO): lipid metabolic process
Source: RefSeq, a predicted model, not a curated record